CAAAAAAGAAAAUAAAACAAAAAAAACUUCGUGGGCCUGAAGACUGCUUACAUGGGCCUUGGGUAUUUGUUGUUAGCCCAUAUCUCUUUCUCUUGCCGUCCAAUGUCAAUCUCUCACUCGUCUUCCACUUUCCCUCGAAACUCCAAUCUUUCAUUGCAUUGCACACGAGUACUCACCCUCCAAAUUCAGAAAAUCAGAAGGGAAAAUGUUGAGACAGGCCCAAAGAUUCCUCCUGAGCAGAGCCGCUAUGAGGUGGCGACGCCCAUUCUCCACCGAUCUUGCGGAGGCACCCGCAGACUCGAAAUUCGUUGACACCUGGAAGAAAGCGGUCCCGAACAUUGACCCACCGAAGACUCCGUUGGCAUUCAUGACCCCUCGCCCACCAACCCCUUCGACCAUUCCAUCUAAGCUCACUGUCAAUCUCGUUCUCCCUUACGAUUCCCUAUUAUCCGCGAAAGAGGUUGAUAUGGUCAUAGUCCCAGCUACAACUGGGCAGAUGGGUGUUUUGCCUGGCCACGUUGCUACAAUUGCUGAGCUGAAGCCCGGUGUGCUAUCGGUUCAUGAAGGUAACGAGGUAAAAAAAUAUUUUCUCAGCAGUGGGUUUGCUUUUAUCCAUGCAAAUUCUGUUGCGGAUAUAAUGGCCGUUGAGGCCACACCACUCGACCAAAUUGAUUCGAGCCUGGUUCAGAAAGGCCUCACGGAGUUCACACAGAAACUAAACGCAGCAUCGACCGACGUGGAGAAGGCCGAAGCACAAAUCGGGGUUGAUGUACACAGUGCCCUCAAUGCUGCUCUCGCUGGUUAAGACUAGAAGAGAAGCAAGUCUUCAGUCCAUUUAAAUUUUCUGUUCUUUGUCGUCUGCCUGAUUUUUUUCUUGUUUCCGUGUUUUUAAUGCUGGUUUCCAUCUCAUUUUAAACAAAUUUCUCGGAGGCCUGAUGUAAAAGAAUUUCUUGAAAUAAUUAUGCAAACGAAGUGGAUAGUAAAUGUUUUUCUUGAACAUGUGAUACAUGCCAGAUAAUUUGACUGAAUUUCAGGUUUUUUGCCAGUAUUUUACUUGAACACGUUUUUAUUGUUCA
This is a messenger RNA of Olea europaea var. sylvestris, 1076 nucleotides long. Its product is annotated as ATP synthase subunit delta', mitochondrial-like. Gene Ontology annotation, biological process: proton motive force-driven ATP synthesis. The coding region runs from base 206 to 805 and encodes 199 amino acids. The record is from RefSeq and is a predicted model, not a curated record. Gene Ontology annotation, molecular function: proton-transporting ATP synthase activity, rotational mechanism. Lineage: Eukaryota; Viridiplantae; Streptophyta; Magnoliopsida; Lamiales; Oleaceae. The transcript is spliced from 2 exons.